GCGCAUUGCUCCUCCGGCAGGGCCUGAGGGGGGCGCGGCGAGGCGGAGGCGGCAUUCCUUCUCCGGCCCCUUUCCAGGAAAGAGUGCCAGGAGGAGCCCGCCUUGGUCCACUCCCUCCUCUUCGGGGCUGGGAGCUGGAGCUCGGCAGCCGGGCGGCUCUGCCUGGGUCCUGGAAAAGAAACUCCGCGGCUCCUGCUUCUCCCCUUCCUUCUGGAGGAGGCGAGGAGCGUCCUUCUUGAGCCCUUUGGCCGCCAUCUCCCAGCUGAAGGGCAGGAUUAUCCGGCGUAAAUGCCUUGAAAGGAGGAGGCGGAGGGCCCCAAGGAUGGUCAGUCAUGGCUUGGCUGGGUGAGCUCCAGCGCCUCUCGCUGCUCUCCUUGUUUACGGCGGCGCUGGCCGUCCUGCUCCUCUACCUGGUGCAGUAUGGCCUGAGAGCCCUGCGGAGAGGAGGAGGAGGAGGGAGGCAAGAAGAGGCGGAGGAGAAGCCGCCGCUCCUGCGCUCGCCUCCUGCGCCCCACGGGGAGGACUCCUUCCUCGCCUGGCUCCUGGCCCUGGACACUUGGAGGGGCGAGUGGCACAGAGCCUGGGUUGCCGCCCUCAACGAGGAAGCCCGAAGGCACGCCAGCCGUGGGCAGGACUCCUGGUUGUUUACAUUUGAAGAAGAUGCAGCUACUUGCCCUUUAGAGCUUGCGGUACAGCAAGUAAUAAGUGUAGCAAAGUCUGUUGAAGAAAAGGUGGUCUCUUGUAAUGUUAUUGGAAACGCCUUUCAUUUUACUGUUAGUGUGUCCCAUACUUCAUCUGUUACCACAGAAUGUCAGUCUUACAGUGUAAAGCUGUCUCCACUUUACUUGAAGCUGCAACUUUCAAUGAGAUCGUCAGAGGAAGACAUUCAGGUUAAGUGGUCUUUCAUCUACACCUCAGAAACAAGUAUUGAAGCCAAGCCUACUAAAGUCCAAGAGGAUCAGAAAGCUGGAGAACCUGUACUAUCAGAAACACUUAAAGGUGUAUUGCAGAAUCUCAUCAAAGCAGCAUCUCCUUCUGUGAUUCUCAAUGCAAAACCUGCAGAUGCAAAGGCAAUACAGAGCAUACAAAACGCAGGAGCUCUGCUACAGGGCACAAGUCCUCCUAAGCCUCCAAGGGCUCAUGAUCUCAAACUUCUUGUGAAAAACAUCAGGGCUACACUGACCAACCAGAGCACUGCAGUCAUGAGUAACCCAAUAUGUAUAAUUCAGCUCAAUGACCCUUUGCAGAAAUGUUCUAGCUCUGUGCCCAGCAACUCCAUGGACAUCUGUUGGAAAGAGGAGUUCAUCUUUGAAUUAAAUGCCAAAUCAAAAUACCUGCAAAUACGGAUUGUAGAAAAUGGAGAACUGGAUAGUUGCUUUUCAGCGUUGGCUACUGUACCUUUGGAUUUGUUCAGGAAACAGCCGUCUGGACACAGAAGUUUUGUUCUGAACAGUCCGCUCACUGGCAGUAGUUCUGUAGUAGGAUCUGUCUUUGCAGAGUUCUCAUAUAUUGAACCAUUAGAGACUAGAUCUUUGCAGACUUCUGCCAAACUUCCUGUUGCGAAAGUAGAGAAGGAUCGAACUGUGAUGCCCUGUGGGACUGUGGUCACUACUGUAACUGCUGUGAAAGCCAAACCUUUAAUAGAUGGCAGACCUUCUGUGCUGCAUUCAGAUUCACCAAUUCGAAGUCCUGUUAAAAUGAAGGUGAUUGAGAAGGAUUUAUCUAUUCAAGCUAUCAGUUGUCGGAAAGCUUCAGUAAGCAAGGCUUUAUCUUCAUCAGAUACAGAGUUACUGGUGUUGAAUGGCACAGAUCCUGUUGCUGAAGUAGCCAUUCGACAACUAAGUGAAGCUGCAAAGCAAAAGCUGAAGUCUCCCAGGAAAAAGAGCACGAUUAUAAUUUCAGGGGUAUCAAAGACUAAUUUAUCUCAGGAUAGUGAAGCUGCACUUAUGUUGGACUAUGCAGCAGCCAUGGAUGGCUCAUAUAAACAAGUCAUGACUUCCAGCAGUGCUGAAGGGUCACCGGCACAGUCCCUUUCUGGAGAAAAACUGUCAUUAUCUGCAUCCCAAACAAUACCUGCCCAUGAAGGACCCCAGGAAAACAGCCAUGACGAUUGGACCUUAGAUGACAAUAGCCAGCCAUGGCAAAGCAAUGCAAUACUAGACCAAGACUGUGAUAAGAUGUCUGGGAGCUCUGUAAGCAUCUCAGAAUCUGGAACUAUGAAGAAAUCCAAAGGUGGAAUAUUAAAAAAGAGUGCAAAGUUAUUCUUCCUCCGCCGGCACCAUCAAAAAGACCCAGGAAUGAGCCAGUCACAUAAUGACCUUAUUUACCUACAGCAGCCCUCACCUGAUGGUACCAGAAAAAAGGGAGGAACCCUAACACGCCUCCUGAACAAGAAAAUUAUCUUCAAGAGCAAGAGCAAAAGCAAGCUGAAUGGAACAUCAGUUGAACCAUAUGCAUAAUGCCUAUUACACGCCAAAUUGUACAGCCUCCCAGUAUGCUUACUGAGAUUGACUAAUGUUAUGGUCCAUGGAAGACACUGGACAACAAAAGCAAAGACAUGAAAUUGGUGGAAGAAAGCUGAUAGAAGUUUUAAUAUACCGCAAAUAAAACUUCAGUCCCGUCCAGACUUCAUUGGAAAUGAGCACAUUGAAAUCAGUGGGCCUUAGUCUGUAAAACAGUACUAUUUUUAAAAAAAAUCAGGUUUCAAAUGUGUUUUUAAUAUGGAAUUGAACAUUGAUGACCAGGGAGUUAUAGUGGACAACAGUCUGCAUGAAUGUAUGUAUGUUAAUAGUGGCAUACCAUGGUUGCAUUUUAAAGAAAUAUAAUAUAGUGAAGAGUAGGAAUACAGAUUAAAACAGGGUUUUGUGUUGUGAGAAAAAAUAAAAGUGAAGAGACCAAGAAAUCCAAAUCUAGAUGAUACAAAAUACAAAAUAGUACAUUUACAGUGCAAUCCUAUAUAUGUUUACUUAGUAGCAAAUCCUGCUUAUGUUUAGUGGGGUUUACUCUCAGGUGGGAAUGCAUAGGAUUGCAGCCUUAAAAUAUUGCAGGACAGAGAAAUGAAAUGCUGAUGCAGUAGCCCUGAUAUACUUAUUGCUAAAAUGCUGUAUUACUGUGGCUUGCUUUUCAUAGAUAAUAACUAUAGAGACUGAUAACAUGCACAGCUACAUAUGAAUAUAAUGUUAAUACUCUGUGCAUGUACCAGGAAGAGCAUCCCCUUUAUGUUCUGAGCUGAUGUGCUCACAGACUAUUUACCAGUCCAUGUUAUUUUUUUUCCAUUAAUAGAUUACAUUAGCAAUACUACCCUGAACCUGGGGAGGCUUCAAUUUAUUGGACAGAUGUAUGCUGUCUAGUGGAAAGAAGGAUAACACAUCUCUUCCAGGCAUUUCUCUGCUACAUUUUGGAACUAACUAGGUCAAGGGAAGUGUGAAUUCGUGUUCUGAACUGUUUGCUUCUUAAAUACUAAGGAGAGGCAAGUUGUUCUCGCCCGUAUGGUUAUUAUUGGGUAAAGAAAAUACAUACUAUUUUAUAUAUUCUUAAUAUAUACAUGCAUUUCUUAUUUAAAUUCCAAACCUUAUCAAGAUUUGUUGGAGAUUUGUUCUGAUCGACUUGGCUUCAUUGUGAACAGUAAAAUCCAAGUCUCCUAGUUUAAUCAGCCAACACCAGGUACCAAUACGAUCACUGCAUUUUGGCCAGUAAAUUAAGAAAUAUCAUUAAUUUAAGUAAUGAUAUAUCUGGUAUAGUCAUUUACAUAAGCUAUAAUGGUGUUAGUGUUGGAUUCAAGCUUCUGAUGUGUCCAAUAUGCAAAAAGAAGGCUACUGAAAAGGAAGCAACAGUUGUCACUACACUGGGAAGGUUCUGGUUUCUCUGGCCAAAUCCUAUUAUAGUCUGAUCUCUAGAAAAUUGAUUUCUUCAUUAAAUAAUUACAUUUUUGUAAUAAACACUAUGAUUGUGAUCCUAUAUCAAUUUCUUUAGGAAAAAUGGAUGGGAAUAAUGGGAGAAUCUGGAUGUUACUGGAUUGCAGUACCCAUCAGCCUUAUCAGCACAGACAAUGCAAAGUGCUGGGCUUUGUAGUUUAGCAGAGCUCAAGGGAGACAUGAUUCCCAUUCUUCCUCUAGAAAUGACUCAGCCAAGUCACAUAUUCUGAGCUUCAGAAAAUGCCACAAUAAGGGCCGCUAUAAAUUAGAAAUGACUUGAAGACACACAACAGAAGGCCUAAUGUAAUGAUUGGGUUGCUCUUAUAUAAAUAAGAGGACAGGAGACUUUUGCCCCUCCAAAUGUCAUUGGACUGCAACUUCCAUCAAUCUUAGUUACAUUCCAGUAACUUCUGGAGGACGAUUUGUUCCACCUUAUCUCUUGGCUUUUAUUUUAUUGUAUAGCUUGAUGGCAUAUAAAUGGAUUGAAAUGCAAAACUGUAUAAAAAGGAGUUGCUGCUCUUACAGAUACUUGAAAUAUUUAAAAACUUGUUUGAAAGUCUUAAAGCUGUUUCAUUGGAUAUAAAAAAAUCCAAAGGUA
Molecule: messenger RNA, 4512 nt
Organism: Anolis carolinensis (green anole)
Lineage: Eukaryota; Metazoa; Chordata; Lepidosauria; Squamata; Anolidae
Gene: c2cd2
Product: C2 calcium dependent domain containing 2
Exons: 14
Coding region: 333-2459 (708 amino acids)
Source: RefSeq, a predicted model, not a curated record